Apis florea (little honeybee) is the source of this 904-nucleotide messenger RNA. RefSeq lists its product as uncharacterized. Gene Ontology annotation, cellular component: transcription factor TFIIIC complex. The record is from RefSeq and is a predicted model, not a curated record. Lineage: Eukaryota; Metazoa; Arthropoda; Insecta; Hymenoptera; Apidae. Gene Ontology annotation, biological process: transcription by RNA polymerase III.
AAAAAUAUUUCAUGUAUAAUUAUAUUCUAUAUAAUUAUACAUAUAAACAUUUAAUAAAAUCAAAAUUUGUAGAUAGGAUAAAUUUCUUUGUAAUAUAAAGGAAGCCUUUUUAGCAUCUGACUUUAACAUCAAAUAUUUGAUAUAACAUAUGAUGAUAAUGGGAAACGAUAAUGAAACAUCAGAUAGUGAAGAAGAAAUUCUCGUAUAUGUAGAAUUUGAAGUACUUGAUGAUAAUGUGUUUAAUGAGAAACAAUUACAAUUAGACAUGAUUGGUAUAGAUACAGAACAUCCUAUAAUGCAAAUUAAUGGAAAGUUUUAUGAAGGUACUUAUGAAGAUGUCGUUGGUACUUGUAUGUUUUUUACAAAAACUAAUGAUUCUACAAUGAGUGAUCCUGUAUUUGAUACUGUUCCAAAUUUUAAAUAUUUUGCUAAAACUAAAAAAUUUUUAAAAAUGCAAAGAAUCUUCAUAAAAUCUAGAACAGAAGUUCUUGGUGAUUCUGAAAACAAUCAAUGUAUUCCAAAUUCAUAUACACUUAAACAAGCAGGAAUACCAUUUCAAUAUCAAACAGAAGCUCUUUUAUUUUGGAAGACUAUGCGAAAUAAUAGAUUAAAUGCAUUACAUUCAUAUUUAGAAAAACAACGUAUCAGACAACAAAAAAAAUCUCAAGGCAUAAUAUUAGAAUCUGAAUCUGAUGAAGAUAAUCCAUUUGCUAUGUAUGAACAUAAAGGAGAAACUUUUAAUUUAGACAAGUCAGAACAUAUUCAUGUUGAUUCAAAAAAAGAAUUAAGUAAUUCUGAUAAUUAUUAAUCUAAUAAAAAUUAAUAUUUUAAAGAAGAUAUGUAAUAUAUAUAUAUAUAUAUAUAAAAGAAUGAAUUUUUAAUAAUGAAUUUUUAUUUUGAAAAA